Molecule: messenger RNA, 731 nt
Organism: Lingula anatina
Lineage: Eukaryota; Metazoa; Brachiopoda; Lingulata; Lingulida; Lingulidae
Product: sodium channel protein para
Biological process (GO): membrane depolarization during action potential; sodium ion transmembrane transport; neuronal action potential
Cellular component (GO): plasma membrane; voltage-gated sodium channel complex
Molecular function (GO): voltage-gated sodium channel activity
Source: RefSeq, a predicted model, not a curated record
UGCUUUUCUUAAAACUAAUGUUUUUUUUUCUAAAAUUGGAUGAGGGCAUACGCGUGUCUUACUCGUUCCUUUGUAAACUAACCAUUAUUUUGUACAAUAUUCUAGGUGGUUGUUAACGCCUUAAUAGGAGCCAUUCCAUCUAUCUGCAACGUGUUUAUGGUGUGCCUGAUCUUCUGGUUGAUUUUCUCCAUCAUGGGCGUCAAUCUACUGGCCGGAAAAUUCUACAGCUGCAAGUGGGACAAUGGCACCAUAGUUGUGGCUGAAUGGACGGGAAUAUACACGCGCGAUAAUUGUUCGGCGCAUAACUUGACGUGGUCGGCCCCAAGCAUAACCUUCGAUAACGCGUUAGUGGGAUAUCUUGCGCUGUUGCAAGUGGCCACAUUCAAGGGGUGGGUGCCUAUUAUGACUAACGCCAUAGACGCAGUUGAUGUGGACAUGCAACCACGGCGAGAGCACAACGUCCUGAUGUACCUCUACUUCGUCAUCUUCAUUCUCUUCGGCUCCUUUUUCACCCUUAACCUCUUCAUUGGUGUUAUCAUUGAGAAUUUCAACUCACAGAAAAAGAAGAUACGUGUUAACUUUGUCAUGUUUUCCCAAUAUUAACUGUAUUUCCAUUUUUUGUAAUGAAAUGAUGUUGUCAUUCUUUUCCCCAGCUUUUGCUGAACUCAGAGAAACCCUUCUAUGAACUAUCAGGCUUUGGGCCAGUGGAAUUUCAUGUCGGCUCUCCUUCA